This is a messenger RNA of Chrysochloris asiatica (Cape golden mole), 864 nucleotides long. It is a transcript of the gene OTUD6A, whose product is annotated as OTU domain containing 6A. Gene Ontology annotation, biological process: protein K11-linked deubiquitination; protein K33-linked deubiquitination; protein K27-linked deubiquitination. Gene Ontology annotation, molecular function: cysteine-type deubiquitinase activity. The coding region runs from base 1 to 864 and encodes 287 amino acids. The record is from RefSeq and is a predicted model, not a curated record. The transcript has a single exon. Lineage: Eukaryota; Metazoa; Chordata; Mammalia; Afrosoricida; Chrysochloridae.
AUGGAUGAUUCGCAGCGUGAGUACCAGCGGAUGAUACGACGCCACAACUGCGAGAACAAAGAGCUACAGGCUCUCAUCCAUUCCAUGAAAAAUUCAGUUCCAAAGAGUGAAAAGAGUAGAAGAAAGCAGUUGCUUUUAGAUGUGGCCCGCCUGGAAGCCAAAUUGGAGCAGAAGCACAGCCAGGAGUUGGAGAAGUUCAGGGACAGCAACCCUGAAAUGAGCAUCCUCGAGACCGUCACUGAAGAUCUUGCCAAGAUGGAUCUUGAGAACAAGCCUCCCCACCUCACCAGAACACAGAGAAGGCGUGAAAGAAGGGCAGCCUUGGAGAGAGAACACCGGGAAAGGAUCACCGGCGUUGAGCUGGAGCAUCUAGCUGCCUUCCGCCGCAAUGAGGAGGAGAAGCUCGCAGUCAUCUUGGGGGUCAAGAAUCUAGAGAUGAAGGAUAUCCGGCCUGACGGACACUGUAUGUACCGCGCCAUCCAAGACCAACUGGUGUACUCUGUGACCGUGGAGAGUCUGCGGAACCGUACCGCUGAUUACAUGCAGAAGCAUGUCGACGAUUUUAUGCCCUUCUUCAGCGACCCAGAAACCGGUGACGUCUAUGGCCGCGACGACUUCCUGAGUUAUUGCAACGACAUCAUGUGCAAUGCGUCAUGGGGAGGCCAGCUCGAGCUGAGGGCCCUGUCUCAUGUUCUGCAGACCCCCAUUGAGGUGAUCCAGGCCGACUCGCCGGUUGUCGUCAUCGGGGAGGAGUACACCGCGAAGCCAUUGGUCCUGGUCUACAUGCGCUACACCUGCAACCUCGGUGAGCACUACAACUCGGUGAAGCCGCUGGAAGCCAGAGCCGCCCCGCGCCUCUUCUAG